ACUUGACAGCUGUUGGUGUUUCCGGUGUGCGGGCGGGGUUCGGUCACAGCUGAGGAGCUGAAAUGUUUUUAUCCAGCUGAAGAAGAAGAAACGAAAAGAACAAAACAAAGAAAUAAAUCAGAAAGAAAGAUUUCUGCGUUUUUCUUCACUUCCGGCAGAGAAUCCUGCAGGACAGUCAGGAUGUGAGCGGAGCAACGGCAACGACAACUGCUGAGCUGAAGACACGACCACACCGAGCAACACGGAGGUUAAAGGUGACUUUAACCUCUGCAGGCCGAUCACUUUGGAUUCGAUUUAUUUCAGCUCGCACGAACUGGAUCCAGGCUGUUAAUCCCUGAAGACUGAUCAGGAUUCACUGACCGGAGAUCAGAUCAGGGAGGAGGUGGAGUCCAAAACGUGGAGUCCUGUUUGUUUGUUAAAAAAUUGCGACAGAAGACGUUCAGCUGCAGACAAACAUGGCUCUGUUCUUCUCCGGAGCUGUUACAAGUUCGCCAGUUAAACGAAGGCUGCGGGCCAAUCACGGCUGUCAGAGCCUCGACGUGUCCCUCCUGUCCCCUGACUCCUCGUACGUCUGUUACUCGUCUGUGGACGGCGGUGAUCCGUGCUCCUGCCGCCGCUCGCCGCGCCUCCUCACCAACGGAUACUACAGCGUCACAGAGGACAGCUUCUCCUGGGACGACGACGGCAACGUGUCGCUGACUCCCUGCAAGACCAACGUGUCCUACAAGGAGAACCUGGUCAGGGUUUUCCGGCGCAGGCGGCGACCUCGCAGCUCUCUGGUCCGCCUGCUGAGCGACGUGACGGAGAGCUGUCAGUCCUGGCUGGACGAGAAAGUCUUCAGAGGCAUGUUUGGGACAGGACAGACCCAAAACCAGAAUCUGGACCAAGACCAGGACCAAGAAAUGGACCAGGACAUGAGCAAGAUCGACCAGGAGGGCCCGACCACGCUGGACGAGUCACGCUGGUCUGGAUUCAACAGCACCGAGCUGGACGACAGCCGAGGCUUCACUUACGAUCACACCGAGAUCCCGCCCCCUCCUGACAAAGUGGCCCCGCCCCCGAAGCUGCUCAUCCAGGAGGAGAUUUGUUCUGAGAUCUGUCAAUCAAAGGAGCGGUUCACCCAGUCGCUGGGUGGCCUCUCUGAAGUCCCGCCUCCCUCACCUCUCUACACCAACAGCUGCUGCCAGGCGUCACCUGAGCGCACAGGGUUAACGAUGAAGACUCUUCUCCUUUUCAUCUUCACCGUCUUCAUCUUCACUGCUCUGUGCUCAGGGUGUCUGCUGUGGAGCGCGACCGUCACAUCGACCGUGUUCGCGAUGAUCGCGACAUUCAUGAUCAUGACAAAGUCGGGUCCGAUGGGCGAGUGGAGGAAGGCAAAGACGGAGGAUAUCACAUCAAGAAAUGAGUAAAAGCGGCGGGAGACUGGAAAAGCUACGGGGAAAAAGGUGUGAUGGGACUCAGUAGAAAUAUUUAACAUUUCACUGUCAGCUGUUUGCAUGUAAGUCGCACUUAAAGGACCAAUUUAGAGUGAGCUCCAGACGCUGCACAGAAACACCAUCGAUCAGGACGGCUGCAGUUUAAAACUGAAUUAAAGUCCAAAUAAAGCUGCACGUCCUCAAACAAAGCUUUGUAUUUCAUCCUGACGGGUCAGUUUCACACAGUUUUUCCAUGUUUGGAACGUCAGACUGACUCUGUGUCAUGUUUCCUCUGUUAAAUGUUGGAACCAUGAUGCUUCAAAUCGACGUCAUGUCUGGACUUUCCCGACGUUUAAAAGCUGAAUGUGUGUUUCUGUUGAAAAGCUGAAGGAGCUCAUAAAUAUGGGACAUGAGUUACUGUAGUUUAGCAGCUAUACAACAUAAAAAAGUAUCUUUCAAUAUAAAAUGUACCUGAUGUAUUUUUCAGUGUAUCUUUUUGUUGUUAUGGUGGAACUUGGCUUUUUUGGGCUGUCCAAAGUGACCAAACCGUCCAAACUUCAGGACAAAUUCAGGUCCAACAGCAAGAAAAGAAUAAGCGCUGUGACAAACCAAACUUCUUCUCAUCUAUCUGCAAGUUUGAACCACAGGAAACUGACUGAAGAGUUUUAUUUCAAAAUAAAAUCAAUUAAAAAAAGCACAAAAAUAUGAAAUAUGUUUUUUGGCACUUUAAAGCUGCACCAGCUCAGAGUUUAUUGUGAAAAUCUGAAUUCUGGUUUUCUGUAUUAGUGAAUCAGAUAAUCAGAUACCUCAUUUAAACUCCCAGUCGUUGUGACAUUGUACAGCUUUAAGAAGAAUCUUCAGUAUUACAUUAAAUAAUUAUUAAAUGAUCGUUUUGUGGUAAAACUCUUCAGCUGUUAAGUGCCUUCAUAUCGGCCAGCAGGGCAGAAAUAAAAGAAUAAAACAGGGAAGUUUAAAAUGCUGCUGAAACAUUCAACAGACCUGCUCCACUUUUUAAACAGACAUACGGAGUGUUUGAUUUCACCCGUGGCGUGUCACAGACGGGUGGAGUCUUCCCAGAAUAAAACUCGUAUUUUUGAAAGUUUGGCUGCGUUCAAGCUAAAUCACUGUGAGGAAAAACAUGAAGCUCUCUGAGUUUUCAUGCCACUUUACAUGCGCCAGCGGCAAUUUUAAAGGUCACGUAUGAACGCGGCAACAAAACUAAAACAACUAUGUACAACUCCUGUGUGAGUCAGGUCUGUCUCUGUGUGAAGGUUCAGACUUCUUCACACACGUCAUAUAUAAGCAAUAACUCAAGUAUGAGCUGAGUCGAGUUUUAAAAGCUCAACCGUGUUCAGGGAGAAAAUCUUUCAUUGACUAUUAUCUACUAUCCCCAUACUGAUUAUUCUGACAUAUUCCAGGAAGUUCAGCGUGCUGCUCCUCCCUCAGUUUUGGUUGCACAUACACAAAAAAUUUAUCAAAACGACCGUCUCAGCCGGGAAUGGUGAGCUGUGACUUUUCUAAACAUUUUGCCAAACGGUUUUCCCAAAAAUCACCAAAAACCACGCCAAAGUUUACAAUGGGUGUGUAUUGGUAGAAUGUUCCAGAGCUAGAGUGGAGAGGGAGAGAAACAUUUGUCAAAAAAUACAUUCGUAAACGGCUCUCG
This is a messenger RNA of Larimichthys crocea (large yellow croaker), 3078 nucleotides long. RefSeq names its product transmembrane protein 71 (gene tmem71). The record is from RefSeq and is a predicted model, not a curated record. NCBI's taxonomy places the organism in Eukaryota, Metazoa, Chordata, Actinopteri, Sciaenidae. The transcript is spliced from 11 exons. Bases 456 to 1409 code for a protein of 317 amino acids.